This is a messenger RNA of Poecile atricapillus (Black-capped chickadee), 4021 nucleotides long. RefSeq names its product transmembrane protein 132B (gene TMEM132B). The coding region runs from base 9 to 3272 and encodes 1087 amino acids. NCBI's taxonomy places the organism in Eukaryota, Metazoa, Chordata, Aves, Passeriformes, Paridae. The transcript has 9 exons. The record is from RefSeq and is a predicted model, not a curated record.
UCAGCACCAUGACUACUUCUGGGCAUGGAACAAAGAGGAUGCUCUCCCGGGGCCCCGCGCUGUUCCUGGCGCCGCUGCUGCUCCUGUGCCGAGUGGUGGAGAGCCGAGGAGGGAUCAUGGACAGCAUCCAGAGAUUCUCAAACCUGCCAACGUAUCUCCCUGCGAGCCCUCACGUCUCCAACGCUGAUAUUUUCUUCUUCCUCAAAGAAGCCAACCAGGAUAUCAUGAGGAACUCCAGUUUGCAGUCUAGGGUGGAUUCAUUCUUUAUAUACAAAGCCAAGCAGCCACCUGUCCUAAAUGCCACGUACGGACCCUUUUCUGUUGAACAACCCGUUCCCUUGGACCUCAUGCUGACUUCUGCAUCUUUUGGUUUCACAAAUAAAUUCACUUUUAAUUGGAAAUUAAAAUCCCACAUAAUCAACAGCUCAAUCUAUUCCAACAAACCUAAAAUACAAACCUUGUUCUAUAUUGCGGGGAAGGACUGGGAUGACUACGACUCUGAGGAGAUGCUGCCUUGUGUGAAGAUGUUUGCUUUCCUGGAGUCCAGAGAAGUGGUGGCCAGCUGUAGAUUGACAGGCCACCUAGGAUUAUGUGUUGUGGAGUUGGAAUUGUCUCCCAGCUGGUUCAGCUCCCCUCCACCUCUGGUUUCAGAGGAAACAUCCUCCCUGGAAGGGAUUACUGUGGAGCUCUUCUAUAAGAUUUAUUCAGUGGAUGGGGAAUGCUCUCCAGAGGAUGCAAAAUGGGAAAACAAUAUCCAUGCAGGUGAAGAGAACGAACACCAAGCUUUGUCAGCUAUGGAGAGGAUUGGUAGCAUCGUUGUUUACCCAAAUCAAGACAAAUUAAAGCAAUCUUCACUGAGGGUGGAUGAAAAUAUCCUUAUUCACUUGCCACUCAGCCCAGUCAGAGAGGGUGACAUUGUGACCUUCCAUGUUUUCCUGGCUGAUUACUCACUAGCAGACCAGUUUGUAUUAAGGAUCAGGACGGCCCCAGGGGUGAAGAUCUCGGACAUCAGGGUCAGCGAUGCCGACCAGUGGGGUGUGCAGGAGGAGACGGACAGCGCCAGCACCACAGCCACGCUCACCUGCGUGCACAACGACCCCGGCGCCGAGGACAGAGCAAACAUGACCUCCUACGAGAUCCUGCAGAUGGAUUUUGAGAUCGACAAUGCCAGCAGCCUGGCAGGGGCCCAGCAGAUCACCUGGCAGGUGGAAUAUCCACGGGACGACUCCGUCAGCGAGCUCGUGGUGUCCGAGAUCUUCGUCAGCCAAACCAUGUUCGUGGGAAUUGUUCCUCUUGCCAUGGACACAGAAAUCCUCAACACAGCCAUCCUCACGGGCAGGAUGGUGGCUGUUCCAGUCAAGGUGGUGGCAGUGCAGGAGGACGGCUCCGUGGUCGACGUCUCGGACUCCACCGAGUGCAGAUCUGCUGACGAAGACGUCGUAAAGGUUUCUGACAGCUGUGACUCCAUCUUCGUUAAUGGCAAGGAAAUGAAGAGCAAAGUGGAUACGAUUGUUAACUUCACUUACCAGCAUUUCACCACCCAGCUGGAAGUGACGGUCUGGCUUCCCAGGCUCCCGCUGCAGAUUGAGAUCUCUGACACAGAGCUCAGCCAGAUCAAAGGCUGGAGGAUUCCUGUCACCUCCAACAAAAGGCCCACCCGCGACAGCGAGGAUGAGGAGGAUGACGAGAAGAAAGGCAAAGGCUGCACCCUGCAGUACCAGCACGCCUUGGUGAGGGUCCUGACCCAGUUUGUGGCCGAAUCCUCAGAGUUUGGGGGCCAGCUGAGCUUCCUGCUGGGCUCGGAGUGGCAGUUCGACAUCACCGACCUGGUGGCCGAUUUCAUGAAGGUGGAAGAGCCCAAGGUUGCCAAGCUCCAGGAGGGUCGAGUGCUGGCUGGGCGUGAGCAGGGCAUCACCACCGUGCAGGUUCUGUCCCCUCUCUCGGAUUCCAUCCUGGCAGAGAAGACAGUGAUCGUUCUGGAUGACCGGGUGACCAUCUCAGAGCUGGGGGUGCAGCUGGUGUCAGGCUUGUCUGUGUCCUUCCAAAGCAGCAAAGGAAAUAAGAGAGCCCUCGUUGCUACCACCUCUGCCCACGACAUCCUGCGCAGCCCCAAACAGGAGGCCGUGGUGAGUGCCUGGGUUUUGUUCAGCGACGGGUCGGUGACGCCCUUGGACAUCUACGACUCCAAGGACUUCUCCAUCUCCAUCACGUCCCUGGAUGAGAUGGUGGUGUCCUCCCAGCAGAGCCUUCAGUCCCUCUGGCCCGUCGUGGUGGCCGAAGGGGACGGGCAGGGGCCUCUGAUUAAAAUCGAGAUGGUCAUCAGCGAGACCUGCCAGAAAACCAAGCGCAAGAGCGUCCUGGCUGUCGGGAAAGGAAACGUCAAGGUGAAGUUUGGCCAGAAAGAUCUGGACCAAAAAGGGAGCACCAACGACAUCGAUGACCUGGAGAAAGAUUUCAAAAGCCACGCAGGCAACGCUAUAGAGAAAGCUGCAGAACAAGAGAGGACAGCACAAGACUGGUCCAAAAACCACGAGGAUGUGUCCGGUCCUGAGGACAAUGCAAACAAAAGCACAACUUUCAUAUCUCCCGUUGAUCAGGAGUCCCUGGAGGAUGGCCAGCUUCAAAACAACCCAACUGCCUUCACAGGUUUCCCUACACAAGUAGAAAUUCCAGGAGAAAACAAUCCCAGCGAUCUCUCAUUGACUUCCAGAGGAUUGACAGACCUGGAGAUCGGCAUGUACGCGCUGCUCUGUGUUUUCUGCUUGGCAAUCUUGGUCUUUUUGAUUAACUGUGUGGCAUUUGCUUGGAAGUACAGGCACAAAAGGUUUGCUGUGAGUGAGCAAGGCAACAUCCCCCAUUCCCAUGACUGGGUCUGGCUUGGAAAUGAGGUGGAGCUCCUGGAAAACCCAGUGGACAUUUCGCUCCCGUCGGAGGAGUGCACUACCAUGAUUGACAGAGGGAUGCAGUUUGAAGAAAGCAACUUUCUCCUUAAUGGGAGUUCUCAGAAGACUCUUCACAAUCAUAUCCUCAGAUCUUCUGAGUACCUUUGUGAAAAAGAAGUUAAAAGUGAACCUAUAAAUCCUUCUGGGCCAAAGCAGAAGCGAGUAAAGUUCACUUCAUAUACAACAAUACUGCCGGAGGAUGGAGGCCCCUACACCAACUCAAUUCUAUUUGACAGUGAUGAUAAUAUUAAAUGGGUAUGCCAAGAUAUGAAUCUUGGCGAUUCCAAGGAACUUAGGGACUAUAUGGAAAGACUGCAAGACAAUAUGUAAAACUACUUUCUUAUGUUUGUAAUCACCUUUAUGCCUUCUGUUUAUGGAUGGUGGAGCAGUCAGUCCAGUCAGCAAUAGGAACAAGACAGUCCAACCCUGGAGGUACUGAGAUGAUAACCUGAUAUCAGAGAGCAGGUCCAAGAGGCUGGCUGAGUUAAUCCUGUUUCACCACAAACCAGGAUGUGCCCCUAAAACAGCUCCCUGUAGGUGUUGGAGGUGUCACACACACGAUGGCUGUUUUUGUAUACUGCCUGGUACUAGCAAAAUGCUAAUCCAACUGCGCUCCGGCUCACAGGAGACUUCAUUUGUUUGCCAUCUCUCAUGAUAAAUGGUAAAUCAGAAAAGAAAGGGAUGUUUGUUUGCAUUGAUUUUUUCUAGUCGUCGUCCUUUGUAAAGCACAGUGGACAUUUCUUGCUUACAGCCUGAGAGGAGGCUCACGGAAAAAGGGAUCGGAAUGAAUCUCAUUUUAUUGCCUAUGUGCAAUGCAGCCAACUAGUCUUAUUAUUUUUUACAGAUAUAAAAACCCCCAUGUGGUUAAUUUCUUCUUAUAUUGUUUGUGAAUUUUAUUUGACUUAGGGAACAUUAAAUAUUUUAUUUGAAGGGGUUUGAUUUUUUUUUUUUUUUUUUUUGGUUGUACCAAAGUGUAGUACAGUAAUAUUUAUAAUGAUUUGAGUUUUUUAUUCAUCUGCUUCAGCCCCCCAGAGAUACCUCCUUCAUUGCUGGUUAUCUUCCUCCUUUCCAUAUGGGUC